This is a messenger RNA of Amoebophrya sp. A120, 3286 nucleotides long. NCBI's taxonomy places the organism in Eukaryota, Dinophyceae, Syndiniales, Amoebophryaceae. The record is from the annotation of a GenBank genome assembly.
CGAAAUUCAGAACGAAAUUUUCAUUUGCCAGUUUUCAAAAUUUUUUCUCAGGUCCCAUUAUUUUGUAAAUAAAAAUAAUGGUUGAUUUGAAGUAGUCCUCCGUAUUUGAUGUACCCAUAUUUUUUUCUUAGCUCAAGCCGGCAUGAUAUCCCUAGCCUUUUCUGAAAAUGGUCUUUCCGUUUUGUGAGCGAUGCGCCACUGAAUAAAGCUUCAGCAUCUUUUCGAACCGCGACUCUCUCUAGGCACAAGACAUCAAGAAACGUCCAAACAAAGAAUUUUUGUUUCGUUUCCUUUCUGAAAAGUUUCACAACAACUACGCUUUAAUUCCUUACGCGCGUUCUAUCAGUUAUUUCACAACUAAAAGUUGAGCAAUUUUCCUUUUCCCAAACUAUUAUACCAUCUACCUUCUUCUACAUUAUCCUAGAAGAAAUUUCUCCUCCACUACAAGACUGAAACCCACCCUACUAAUAAUCAAAUUCUCUAGAAAAUAAUCAAAAUGGCGGCCACCACGGAUCAGCUUGCCAUCACGGACAGCAACAUGCUGAUGCAGGUGGCGCUCCGCGAAAACAGCUCGACCGCGAUCGAGUCCGCCGACAAGGUCCGCAAGUCCCGUUUCGCCCCCAUUGACCGGACGCUCUCCGCGCAGCAGACCCGGUGGGGCGCGGACGACGACAAGCCGUACAAGCCGCUGCCGUACAUAGACAUGCCGGUGGGGCUGUCGGACCAAGAAAUGGAUCAGUUUCUCCGGGAGCGCCGGCUGGAGGAGCUCACGAAGAACAUCCGGGGCAACGUAUCAAAAGGAAAAAUUCCCCCACCCCAUACUCAAAGGGAGAUUUGUAUAGCAUGAUUUGUGAUCACAAAUCGCGUUGUCAUGCUAGAAGGGAAGAGAUGCAGAUUUUAGUGCUGGCUGGCGUGGGAAAGCUUUGCGUCUUCAGCAUGACAGGAAGCAACUGGAAACGGGAAACAGCAUGACAAAUUUCCUGCAAACGAAGGAACAGUUGCGUCUUUUGGCCUUCUAGCAAUACAAGUUGAUUUAUGGUCACAAAUCAGCAUCACAAAUUUCCUUUUUGAUAUGGGGAGGGGGGAUUUUUCGUUUUGAUACAACGUGCUGGAGGACGUGGACCCGGACAUCCGGCCACCCAGCCCCCCGCCGGUGUACGACCGGAACGGGAACCGCAUCAACAGCCGGGAGACCAGAAUCCGGAAGCAGAUGCUGAACGAGCAGAACCGGCUCGUGCGGUACAUGAUGAAACACGUGCCCGGCUACGUCGCACCCACGGACUUCCGCCCGCAGAAGCUGGCGAAGAAGCUGAUCCUGCCGCUGGAAAAGUACCCCAACGCGCCCUUCGUGCAGGUCAUCAUCGGCGCGCGGGGGGCCAACCACAAGAAGCUGCAGGAGCUCACCGGGUGCCGGAUCAUGAUCCGCGGCAAGGGCAUGGACGAGAAGCAGAAGUACCAAACGGACGAGGACGCGGAACUGCCCCAGCACGUGCACAUCGAGGCGGACCACGAGGAGCAGAUCGCCAUGGCCGAGACGUUAAUCAAACCCUUGCUGAACCCGGAGACCAAGGAGUUCGUGGAGGCACAGGAGCUGGGGCUGCAGGUGCUGGCCAAACAGAACGGGUUCACGGUGGCGUUGCACGAGAAGCGGUGCGGGAUCUGCCAGGCCAUUGGGCACACGUCGGACCAGUGUCCGGAAGCGGACGGGUCCGGGUGGAAGAUGGCGGAGGUGCGGUGCGCGAUCUGUGGCGACCGGGGGCACCCGACCAGCGACUGCCCCAUGAAGAUCUCGGAGGGAAUCCAGGAAAACAUCAACUGGAAGGCGGAGGCCGCGAAGAAAAUGGAGGCGGACAAGCUGUACGCAGAGAUGAUGCAGGAAUUCAAAACCCCGAUGGAUUUCGACAGCAUCGAUUCCGCGAAGCAGAGGGAAAAGGACUUUUUGAACAAAGCGAGACCGGGCUUGGGAUUUUCAUCAUCUGCUGGGAACAAUAAGGAUCCAAUUUGCACCGAGGUUGGCGGCGGAGUUAGUACUACCGCGGCAAGUGGUGCAGCAACGACGUCCGGGGUUGCAGGGGUCACGACCAGUAAAGCGGGGGCUUUUGUGACAGCAAGCAGCGCGAAUACGUCCUGUGGUGGGACCGCUGCGGGGGGUCCUAGCGACUACAAUAAUGAUGGGCGACAAGGAGUUCCGCCAGCGUCUGGUAAUAUUUCUGCGAACGGGGGCACAUCAACCUCUUCCGCGAGUAAUGUCGCCGGAUUCAAUGCCCCGCCCGCCGCGAAACACGCUCCGCAACAGAUCAAUGGAACAGCGACAGCAGGAGCGAAUGGUGCCGACUCCGGCGCAGAAGCAGGAGCAACGUCAUCAGGCCCGCACUUAACGACGCUUUCCACGCACACGGACUACGCAAUGGACACGUCCCUCACGAUACGGAAGGACCUGUGCAGUUUUUUCAUCGGUGCGAAGGGCGCGAACAUUCACGCACUGAAGCGGGAGGCGGGUUGCGAAAUCAAUCUGGAGCGGGCGGACAAUCCCGACGGGACGAAAACCAUAAAGAUUUCCGGCAACACCGAGCAGCGGGAGAAGGCAAAACAGCUCGUGCUCACGGCCAUUGAGGACGCGAAACAGGCCCAGCAGGUGAUGGCGAAACGGAAGGAAAUGUCGAUGGGCAUCGACAGGGGCUGGUCUGGUUCUGGUGGGGAGAAAGGCAGUAGCUCCUCCUGGUCGUCGAACAAGGACCACGGCGAGUUCGGCAAGGGGAAAGGGAAAAUGAACAGCUUCGGAGGUGGGGGCAAAAACAGCUGGUACAAUCACCGAAACAACAAGGGCGGCGGGUCGAAUCCGUACGGGAAUUUGCCGGGCGGCGGCUUCGGCGGCAUGCCGGGGGCCUUGCCCGCGUUUGCGUUCGGGCAACAGCAGCAGAUGCAGUACCAGCAGAUGCAGAUGCAGCAGCAGAUGAUGUACCAAAUGCAGAUGAAUGCCAUGUACGGCCAGCAACAGGCUGCGGCCGCAAACAUGCAGCAGGGCAUGCAGGGGCAGCAGCAGAUGGGGCAACAGCAACAGCAACUGCCUGGGAACAAUAACAGUGCUGCUGGGUGAGUUCCUCCACGUUGGAGCAGCAGAAGCUGUAGGGCGGUAGUAGCAUCUGUUGCAAGAAUCACUGGCACAGUUCCAUAAUCUGCGAUACAUUUAUCAUUACCCAAGACCUGCUCAUCGUCUUGUUGUGCUGCACCAAAAAAAACGGCCAUCUUUUCAACAGAUCAGUACCACUACGCGUCGCGCUGUCAG